Messenger RNA from Quercus lobata, 938 nucleotides. RefSeq names its product nudix hydrolase 26, chloroplastic-like. The record is from RefSeq and is a predicted model, not a curated record. Lineage: Eukaryota; Viridiplantae; Streptophyta; Magnoliopsida; Fagales; Fagaceae. Gene Ontology annotation, molecular function: guanosine-3',5'-bis(diphosphate) 3'-diphosphatase activity; bis(5'-adenosyl)-pentaphosphatase activity. Gene Ontology annotation, biological process: ribose phosphate metabolic process; nucleoside phosphate metabolic process. Gene Ontology annotation, cellular component: chloroplast. Bases 236 to 721 code for a protein of 161 amino acids. The transcript is spliced from 6 exons.
UUAAAAUUACUCUCUGUUUUGAUCCGAUUGACUCGACAUGACCGUUCUGCCAUGUCAAUAGUCAAAGAAGGACAGCAAUGGGAUGAGUGAUGGAGAGUUUAUUAUGGCACCGAUUCUCCCUCUUUAUUAGCUCUCCUAAAUUCAAGUCCCUGUCACUGCCACUCUCGCUUCAUAACCAAAAGCCUUCAAAAACUGAAAAUCUAAUACACUCUCCUAUUCCUAUACAUCAUCUUCCAUGGAUUAUACUCCCCAAGGUUACAGGAGAAACGUUGGUGUUUGUCUCAUCAAUCCUUACAAAAAGAUAUUUGCAGCUUCAAGGUUGGAUAUAAACAGUGCUUGGCAAAUGCCGCAGGGUGGUGUCAAUGAGGGUGAAGAUCCUAGAAGUGCAGCCAUCAGGGAAUUAAGAGAAGAUACAGGAGUUAGUUCAGUGGAAAUUGUUGCAGAGGUACCUUAUUGGUUGACAUUUGACUUCCCACCUGAAGUCAGGGAAAAGCUUAAACAUCUGUGGGAAUCAGACUGGAAGGGUCAAGUACAGAAGUGGUUUCUUGUUAAAUUCACUGGGGCAGAUGAAGAAAUCAAUCUGUUGGGUGAUGGGACAGAGAAAGCUGAAUUUGGAAAGUGGUCAUGGAUGUCUCCAGAACAAAUAGUUGAGCUUGCAGUGGAUUUUAAGAAGCCUAUUUACAAGGAAGUUAUGACAGCUUUUUCUCCAUAUCUUCAGUAAACUUAAGUUAUAGUAUUCACUGUUUGUUUUCUUGCAAAUGAGCAGUCCUACAAUUAACCGAAUUCGAUAAUUUAAAACAGGAAAAUAAUUCAAUGAGCCAUGGUUGACUGAAUUAUAUAUACGCCGGAUAUCAGCUUGCAGGUCCAACUCCUUUAAUGACAUCAUUUUGCUAUGUCAAUUGAAUAUAUUCUAAUAAAUUCACUGGGCCUGUGUUGUG